AUGGUCUACAUCUCGUCUUGGCAGGAAUACCAAGAGGCAGCAGAGGCUCUCUAUGAAAAGUCGCCCAACACCACGAGAUAUUGUGUGAAGUGGAGGCAAGGGGCGGAUGGGGCAGGGAAGCUGGUUUUGAAGAUCACGGACAACACGACAUGUCUGAAGUUCAAGACGCACUCAUCUGUGUUUCUGAAUCGCUUCGACGCGCUCAACCUCUCCCUGAUGCAGAAGAUGCAAAAUAGACGACCGACGCAGGCGUCGACCGUGCCCUCUGCCGCACGGCAAGACACCCCC
Messenger RNA from Dichomitus squalens LYAD-421 SS1, 288 nucleotides. Its product is annotated as signal recognition particle SRP9/SRP14 subunit. The annotation marks the transcript as partial. The transcript has 3 exons. Gene Ontology annotation, cellular component: signal recognition particle, endoplasmic reticulum targeting. NCBI's taxonomy places the organism in Eukaryota, Fungi, Basidiomycota, Agaricomycetes, Polyporales, Polyporaceae. The record is from RefSeq and is a predicted model, not a curated record. Gene Ontology annotation, molecular function: 7S RNA binding. Gene Ontology annotation, biological process: negative regulation of translational elongation; SRP-dependent cotranslational protein targeting to membrane.